AUAGCCAUUGACGUGGGAUCCCACUAGCAGCUUUCUUGUCUUUUUUUUUUCUUUCCUUCAAUCAACACAAACAGAGGCUUUCACUCUUCUUCUAUUGUUUCACUCUCUGCGUAUAACGAUUUGAUCGUUUUUUUUUUUUGGUUGGGAAAGUGAAAAGUUACAUUUUUUUUUCCUUCUUCUCUUCUGUAAUCAAAAUUUCGAAGCCGUAGAUGAGAGAUUAGGUUGAAACUUUGAUGCGAAUUAGGGUUUGUUAAGGUUUUGAUUUUGGGGAAAAAUCAAAUGGCUCAACAGAGACAGUUUCAGAUGGAAGGUAGUAAUAACAAUAACGAUACCAAGUUGACGAAAAUCUUCGUGGGAGGAUUAGCGUGGGAGACGCAGAGAGAUACAAUGAGACGUUACUUCGAGCAGUUUGGUGAAAUCGUUGAAGCUGUCGUCAUCACUGAUAAGAACACUGGAAGAUCCAAAGGAUAUGGAUUUGUGACGUUUAAGGAAGCGGAAGCAGCAAUGAGAGCUUGUCAGAAUAUGAACCCUGUCAUCGAUGGAAGACGAGCUAAUUGCAAUCUUGCUUGUCUUGGUGCUCAGAAACCUCGUCCUCCUACUUCUCCAAGACAUGGAACAGGGAGAUUUAGGUCACCAGGAGGAGCAGGAUUAGUUGCUCCUUCUCCUCAGUUUCGAGGCUCUCCUUCUUCCUCUGCUUUUGUUCAUCAUCAUCAACAACAGCAACACGCUGGUCAAUUCCCAUUUCCUUACUCUGCUUACGGGUUCUCUGGUUAUUCUCAAGAGGGAAUGUACCCAAUGAGCUACUACAAUCAUCAUCUCUAUGGAGGGCAACAAUAUUCUCCAUAUAUGGGACCUCCAUCAUCAGGAUCAGCAGGAAUAUUCCAUGGUUACUAUCCUUUUUACGGUCAAUACAAUGCAGCACAAAGCAGCAACCAGGCUCAAGCUCAAGCUCAUCAUCAACAUCAUCAAGGUUUCAGCUUUCAAUAUACUACUCCUCCUCCUCUGUUGCAGUACCCUUACAUGCCUCAUCAGCAAUUCAGCUCUCAGCCUCCUCCGCCUCCAAUCCUCUCCCUCCCAACCUCUUUGGCUCUAUCAUUAGCAUCCUCAGCUUCAUCUUCAUCCUCUUCAACUUCCACCUCAGUAGCUGCAACAACAACAGCAACAAAAACAGUAGUUAUUACUACAACAGCAACGAAAGCAGCAGCUGAAGCUAGCAACAAAGAUGGUCAUGAAACAAUUACAUCAUCCAUCAAGAUUGAGGAUUGAUUCAGUACCGCAAUAGCCAGAGCCAAGUGACUACUUCAUUGUACACUAACUCAUCAUCAAUCUCUCCAACGUGUUCUAGAAACAUUUAUUCAUAUACCGUUUUUAGGAUUCUAGAAUCUUAAUUAGUACUUAGGAGGAGGAAGAGGAUGAAGAAGAAGAAAGAAACCAUCAUCACAUUCAUUGUUUUAUUUAUUUUUCAAGAUUCAUAUUGCAUUUUAGGAUAAAGAAUCAAAGAGAAGGCAUUGGUGGCCUUUUUUUGGAUUCUUGGAUUGAUGCAGAAAGCAUCAUUCAAUUACAUUGAUUCGGGGAUUUAUUUCAGGUUCAGAAGAAUUGUUUUAUGUCUUCUUUUGAACCCAAACAGGAUUCCAAGCU
This is a messenger RNA of Eutrema salsugineum, 1638 nucleotides long. RefSeq names its product probable RNA-binding protein ARP1. NCBI's taxonomy places the organism in Eukaryota, Viridiplantae, Streptophyta, Magnoliopsida, Brassicales, Brassicaceae. The transcript has 6 exons. Bases 280 to 1266 code for a protein of 328 amino acids. Gene Ontology annotation, molecular function: RNA binding. The record is from RefSeq and is a predicted model, not a curated record.